UCGAUCAUUCUUUUUAUUUUUGAGGCACUGCCGCAUAUGCAGAUUUCUUGUUCGAUAUUUAUAAAAGGACAGAGAAGCAGAGCAGAAGAGAGAGUACAGAGAGAAGAAGAAAAACCCCGGCAAAGAAUUGAUGUGAAAUCAGGAGGGAAGCGAAAGAAUGGUGGAUUAAAGCAGCACAUGGUUCUUCCGGUGGGAAUGAUGAACAGUGAGCUUGGUGGUUGUUGGGGUAACAGCAACGGAAUUUUCAGCUUCGAUAUGCGAGCUACUGAUUCCGAUAGAAAAGGAACCUUCUCCGUACUCCUUCUAUACCUCCUUUUGAUUCUUAUUUUACCAAGCAUUUAAAACCCAAAUCCUUUUCCAGUUUCUUCUUCUUCUUCUUCUUCUUCACUACCUGCUGUUUCUCCAUCUGAUCCUGCUUUUUCUUAGUCCAAUCUGGUCUUCUUUUGGUCUUUGUUCUUCUGGGGGUGCCUAAUUUUGACUUGAUUUGUGUUUCCUUAUGUCUAUCGAAUCAGGUUAACUCUCUUCGCUGAUCUUCGACCCUUUCUUACAUAUGAUCGUUCUUUACUGGAUUCUGUCCUUGGGAUGCUUAAAUCGGUUGCCUGAUUCAUUCUUGAGGUCUCUGGCAUCAUUUAGGCUGUAAGGUUUCGUUUUGUGGUUCCUUCUUCUUGUUGUAGGUGAUGAUACUGGUCUUUAUUGGGUUCUCCGGUCUUGGGGGUUGUAACUACGAUAGGAUUUUGGUGUAAAUACUGCUAGAUUUUGGGGUAUCUCGGGUUUGUUCAUAGCUUUCUAUAUAUCCUUCUCUUGAUAUAGUUCCUGGAGGAUUUGUUAAUUUUUUUCAUCUUCUUUGGCUUUUGGCCCCCAUUUUGAGAGACAGAAAGAGAGGGGAAGAAAUACAUAGUAUACAGUCUUGAGACUCUUACAUACACAUCCCAAAGCACCCCAUCAUUUUUAAUUGUGGGUAAUAUCAGUUUCUUCUUUUUUAUUGGAACUUUUGUGGGUAUUUUGUUUCCAAGGGAUAGGUUUUCCUUUUCCUUUUCCUUUUCCGUUUUCUUAUUAUGUGUGAAGGACAAUAAAGGAUUUCCAUAUUUGGAACUUGAAAGAGGAGUGGUCUUAUACUGUUUCAAUUUUGAGGGGUCAUCGAGGAUUUAAUUCUUCUUGGAUGAUUGAAUCUUUAUGGGAAUUCCUGAUAGUUCUCUAUCAGAUCUGAUUGAGAAGGUUCGGUCUUGGAUUUCCUGGGGACCUGAUUCAUCAGUGUGCUUAUCCCAAGAAUUUGUGGCGCUUAACAAAAGUUACAAGAUGUGUUGUGAGUGUGAUACGAGCUUCUCAAAAAAUUCUCUAGUAUACCUGUGCCAGAGUUGUAGUCAAUCAUCUUGCAGAAACUGUAUUCGGGGUUAUGAAUCUUAUGUUGUUCAAUCAGAUGUUAUGAAGGCGGGUAAUGAAGCUGUGAAGACAACCAAGUCGUGCAAGUUUUGUUCUGAUGGCAACCUACGGCGUGAAGGUGGAGGGAGACAUAGUGAGAAAGUAUAUUCUUCUGUCUCUCCCAGAUAUAGCCCAGAAGCUCCUUCUCCUAGUUAUCAUGGUACAUACAAGCCUCCUAUGAAAACCGAAUCAAUUCCUGAUGAUCGCUUGUGUCGAUAUCUUGAGUCACAAGAUUGUGGCUAUUCUCCUUAUGCAGCAUCAAAUGGGCUUUUGUGCUUGUUCAAUGAUCAUCCAUCUCCUAUUUAUGUUCACCACUCUCCCAACUGGAGUGAUGAAGAUGAUGGAGAGGAUUCUGGGAGACAUUUUUUUAGCCCAUCAAGUGAUUAUUUUCGUGACAGUUCAGACAUAGAGUCGAGUAGUAUUAGUACUAGAAACGAGUUCUUUAGUUCUCAUUUUGAGGAAUCAAGUCCUUCUGCCAGCCCCUCAAGGAGUGAUUAUACUUUAAAUAAAGUUGAUCAUGUUGUACAGAGUGUAGAUCCAGGUCAAAGGUUGAAUCUAUUGCCUCAAGAGGCUGAGACCAUUUUAAAUAGGUCUGAGAGACUGACUGAAGGUCAUGAUAAUAAACAUCCCUUCUCUAGUGUCCUGCCAUCUACUCAGAACCAAGAUGAAAAUGCAGAAACACUUUUAGAUUUUGAAAACAAUGGCCGAAUAUGGUUCCCUCCACCUCCUGAUGAUGAAAGUGAUGAGUUGGAGAAUAAUUUCUUUGCCUAUGAUGAUGAAGACGAUGAUAUUGGGGAUUCCGGUGCUAUGUUCUCUGCGAGCAGAAGCCUUUCUAGCAUGUUUCCAGCAAAGCAAAAUUUGCAUGAGGAGAAUAAGGAGCCUCUUAGAGCUAUGGUUCAGGGCCACUUUAGGGCUCUUGUUGCCCAACUGUUACAGGGGGAGGAUAUCAAACCUGGAGGAGAUUCUGUUGAGGACUGGGUUGAUGUAAUUACCACAAUAGCCUGGCAAGCUGCAAAUUUUGUGAGACCGGAUACUAGCAGAGGAGGCAGCAUGGAUCCCGGGGACUAUAUAAAAGUAAAAUGUGUAGCAUCGGGACACCCUCGUGAAAGCACAUUUAUAAAGGGAGUUGUUUGUACAAAAAACAUAAAGCACAAACGCAUGACCUCACAAUUCAAAAAUGCUAGGUUACUUCUUUUAGGUGGAUCCCUUGAAUAUCACGAAGUUUCUGACCACUUAGCUUCUUUUAAUACAUUAUUACAUCAGGAAAAUGAUCAUCUGAAAACAAUUAUUUCAAAAAUAGAGUCUCUCCGCCCCAAUGUUCUGCUGGUGGAAAAAAGUGUUUCUUCACGUGCACAGGAAUAUCUGCUGGCCAAGGAAAUAUCUCUGGUGCUGAAUGUUAAAAGGCCCUUACUAGAGCGUAUAGCCCGUUGCACUGGUGCUUCACUUACUCCAUCAAUUGAUCAUAUGUCCAUUUCACGAUUAGGACAUUGUGAACUUUUCCGGUUAGAAAGAGUGACUGAAGAGUAUGGGACUGUCAAUCAAAAUAAAAAAAUGUCCAAGACUUUGAUGUUCUUUGAAGGAUGUCCAAAGCGCUUGGGUUGCACGGUCUUGCUGAAAGGCAUGUGUCGUGAAGAACUUAAAAAAGUUAAACAUGUUGUUCAAUAUGCAGUAUUUGCAGCAUAUCACUUAUCUCUUGAGACUUCCUUUCUUGUGGACGAAGGUGCUUCUCUGCCUAAGAUGCCAAAGCGCUCUCUUUCUGUUGAAGAUAAUUCAUCAUCUGGGAAUCCCGAUGUUACAAUGUCAUCCGAUUGUCUAGUUGAUGUCUCCACUGGAUAUAAAGUUUCUGCUCUUAGUGCUGAGCUUGAAGAAUCUAAAAUAUAUCCAAUGUAUCACCACCUUGAUAAUAAUAACUUUCUACUGUCUACUGGCUUUGAAGAAGAGUCUAGCAUCGUUGAUACAUUUCCUGGCAUAUUCAAUGAUCAUUCACUAUCCGAUGUUGGUCUAAAUCCAUCUCUUAGUCAUUAUGAGGAAUUAAAGGAUGGUGAAACAGUUCCCUUCGAUGUUCGAAGUCUUUCUGAAUCUGAAUUGGCAGAAACUUUGGAACGGAGAAGGGAGAAAUCUGGAGGGAUUACAGAGUUUCAGAAGUCUGAAAGUUUUGAUGAAAAUGAUCUCUCUAGUGAAUGCUUCUCAGCAGCAGAUACUCACCAGAGCAUUUUGGUAUCCUUUUCAAGCCAUUGUGUACUUAAAGGAACUGUAUGUGAGCGCUCUCGUCUUUUGCGCAUAAAGUUUUAUGGCCGUUUCGACAAGCCUUUGGGGAAAUUCCUAUGUGAUGAUCUCUUUGCCCAGACAUCAAGCUGUCGAUCCUGUAAGGAGUCCACUGAGGCCCACGUUCAGUGUUACACCCAUCAGCAGGGUAAUCUUACAAUUAAUGUUAGACGCCUACCCUCUAUAAAGCUUCCUGGGGAAGAAGAUGGCAGGAUAUGGAUGUGGCACAGGUGCCUCAAGUGCGCCCAAAUAGAUGGAGUCCCCCCAGCAACUCCUAGGGUUAUUAUGUCUGAUGCUGCCUGGGGGCUUUCUUUUGGAAAAUUUUUGGAGCUUAGUUUCUCAAACCAUGCAACUGCAAAUCGAGUUGCAACUUGUGGUCAUUCAUUGCAGAGAGACUGCCUCCGUUUCUAUGGGUUUGGGAGCAUGGUUGCGUUCUUCAGAUAUUCGACCAUUGAUAUUCUCUCUGUUACCUUGCCCCCUUCUGUGCUCGAGUUCAAUAGCCAUGUUCGACAGGAAUGGAUAUCAAAAGAAGCUUCAGAGAUUAUUGGCAAAAUGGAAAGCUUGUAUGCAGAGAUUUCUGAUAUUGUUGAUGGGAUGGAACAGAAAAGCAAGUUGUCCAUGCAGGAAUCGUCAGACUCGAGUGAGAUGCAAAGCCACAUCAUGCAACUGAAAGAACUAAUUCAAAAGGAGCGAAGUGAUUAUAUCGGUUUGCUGAAACCUUUCAUGAUGGAACCUUCGCUACUGGGGAUGAUUUCUGUCGACAUUCUGGAACUAAAUCGCUUGAGGCGUUCCCUAUUAAUUCAUACACACUACUGGGAUCACCGCCUUUAUUCACUAGAUUCUCUCCUUAAAAAGAUCUCAAAUCCCAAGGCUGAUGUAUCGUCUCCUCUAAAGAGAGUUUUGAAAAGAGAUUCUGCUCAGAGUGAUGACAAAAUUGAAUUUGGCUGUAAUGAGAACAUUCAUGAAUCUUCUUUGGUCCACAAGUCUGCUGGAAAUGAUUUACAAUCAAUGCAGAAGGAAGAGCCCACAGCAUUAGAAUGCUCCAAAUCAACCUUACAUCAAGUCUGCAGGGAAGAAGAACACACAGAUGAGGAAAUUACUGCCGUAAUAGCAUCAAUUGAAGGCAUUCCUCCUUAUGAAUCAACUCUCUCUGAGAGAAUAGAUUAUGCAUGGUCUGGAUCCGAGCAAGCUAUGACGAAACCACAGGCUGUUUCUACACUGCAAGCACAAGAACCUCCAGACGGGGCAACGAAGCAAAUGAGUCAAAAUGAUAAUCCUCACCUGAGAAGGGUAUUGAUGUCACCUGUGAGAGUUCAUUCCUUUGAUUCUGCAAUAAGAAUGCAAGAGAGAAUCAGGAAAGGAUUGGAUCCAUCCACUUUUCAGUUGUCAACAAUUAGAUCUUUCCAUGCUUCUGCAGAUUACAAUAGUAUGCCGAGGGAUCCUGUUUCCAGUUUAACUAGAGCUCACUCUCAAGUGUUACCAUUUGAGACACAAAAGUUAAAUUUAUUACUCAGUUCAACUCCAUCUUUUAUCUCAGCAUCUCAUGUCCCGGAAGGCGUUCGUCUGCUGCUUCCACAGACUGGCAAUAUUGAUGCAGUUAUUGCUGUUUACGACAAUGAACCUACUAGCAUAAUUGCAUACGCCCUCAACUCUAGAGAGUAUGAUGACUGGGUUGCUAAUAAAUUUACCGACAAUGAGGGAGGUCGGAGUGUCCCCAGGAUCAUCGAAGAUUCUCGUCCUUCAACUCUUUCAGCUUGGCAGUCUUUUGGUGCUCUGAACUUGGACUAUAUUCACUAUGGAAACUAUGGCUCUGAAGAUUCUACAACCUUGAGGACCCUGUUUUCGGAUCCCAAAAAAUCUCCUCAUUUGAGAAUUUCGUUCACCGAUGAAUCUUCAACAUCUGGAGGUAAAGUCAAUUUCUCUGUGACUUGCUAUUUCGCAAAGCAAUUUGACAUCCUUAGGAAGAAGUGCUGCCCCAAAGGUGUGGAUUUUGUGAGGUCUUUAAGUCGGUGUCGUAAAUGGAGUGCACAAGGUGGAAAAAGUAAUGUAUACUUCGCCAAGUCUUUGGAUGAAAGAUUCAUUAUAAAACAAGUCACGAGAACAGAGCUUGAUUCUUUUGAGGAGUUUGCUCCUCAAUAUUUCAAGUACUUGUCACUAGCUCUAAACUCUGGAAGUCCUACUUGCCUCGCAAAAAUUCUUGGGAUCUAUCAGGUGACUGUUAAACACCUGAAAGGUGGGAAAGAAGUGAAGAUGGAUUUGAUGGUGAUGGAGAAUCUUUUCUUCAUGAGAAAUAUCUCAAAGGUUUAUGACCUCAAGGGGUCCUCACGAUCUCGUUACAACCCGGACACGACUGGGGCAGACAAGGUUCUACUCGAUCAGAACCUUUUAGAAGCAUUGCGGACAAAAACUAUAUUUCUUGGAAGCAAGGCCAAAAGAAAUCUUGAAAGGGCCAUCUGGAAUGACACAUAUUUUUUGGCGUCAAUUGACGUUAUGGACUAUUCGCUUUUGGUCGGGGUUGACGAGGAGAGGAAGGAGCUUGUGUUAGGCAUCAUUGAUUUCAUGAGACAGUAUACAUGGGACAAGCAGUUAGAGACGUGGGUUAAGGCGUCGGGGAUACUCGGAGGGCCGAGGAAUGCUUCUCCAACUAUCAUCUCUCCGAUGCAAUACAAGAAACGGUUUCGGAAGGCAAUGACUUCUUAUUUUCUCACAGUUCCUGAUCAAUGGUGUUCUUGAUUUCAUGAUGGAUCAUUGUAUUCUUUUGUCCAUGAAAGCAUUUGUGGAUCAAUAAAGGGAUUGCAAUUGCAGAUAAAUCUGAAGGAAUCCCUCUCAUUCUAUUGUCAAACCCCUUUUCACCUCUUAGAGUUGUGGUGUACAAAGAAACAAAGAUUUAGGUCUUUAAUCUAAUGGGAAAUCUUCAUUAACAUCCAA
This is a messenger RNA of Cucurbita maxima (winter squash), 6612 nucleotides long. RefSeq names its product putative 1-phosphatidylinositol-3-phosphate 5-kinase FAB1C. The record is from RefSeq and is a predicted model, not a curated record. Bases 1174 to 6417 code for a protein of 1747 amino acids. Gene Ontology annotation, cellular component: endosome membrane. The transcript has 11 exons. Lineage: Eukaryota; Viridiplantae; Streptophyta; Magnoliopsida; Cucurbitales; Cucurbitaceae. Gene Ontology annotation, biological process: phosphatidylinositol phosphate biosynthetic process. Gene Ontology annotation, molecular function: ATP binding; 1-phosphatidylinositol-3-phosphate 5-kinase activity.